UGUUCGUCUGAUGUGUACAGACUAAUGGAAUCGGGUUUUCCGUAAAUUUCCGAAGCGUCGCGCUUGAGCGUUGCAGCUGCUUGAUGCUGUCUAGGUGCCCGGACAUCUUGCAAUGUUGCAUGAUUUGCAAAGCUCAACAAAAAUUUGAGAUAAUACCGGAUAUCCAACAUCGAUUAUGGAAACCAUAACGAUCAAAGUUACGAGUGGUCCAAACCGCUUGAAUAUGUUAUGGCCAGUGGACACAACUAUCGCUUCAGCGAAAGAGGACCUCAGCGCUCGUACUGGGAUCGCAGUUUCCGAACAAAAGCUCAUUCACCGUGGAAAAUACCUCAGCGAUCCCAGUGCUACCUUAGCAUCUUGUGGUGUUCGUGACAAUGAUAAACUAAUGGUGAUACGGGCAAAACCAGACUUCGAAAAUGAUCCCUCAUACCUGGAAGUGGUCGAUCUUCUGAACAAAUGUGCUCCGCUGUUCGCUCGACUGCGAGACCUGGAGGAGAGCAUAAAUAACUUUUCGAGUGGAUAUUUACCGGAAAAUCUGAAGACCGAAGCCUUGCCGAAGAUCAAAACGAAUCUCCGCGGAGUGAACGAGGGCUUCAUGAAAGUGUUGGAAAAGCUGGAUGCGUUGAGGUUUACCGAGGACCAGAAGGAAGCUAAACUGAAGCGGAAAGACGUGGUGGUUAGAAUUCAGACCGUGAUGGACAAAGUAGAUGGUCUUUUGAAGCAGGUCGACGAGGACAUUAGAUCGCUGAAAAAAUAGUAGCUUGUUCCUGUUGCUCACGUGAUGUCGCACUACAUAUGCCUUUUCUUCGUG
This is a messenger RNA of Notodromas monacha, 811 nucleotides long. NCBI's taxonomy places the organism in Eukaryota, Metazoa, Arthropoda, Ostracoda, Podocopida, Cyprididae. The record is from the annotation of a GenBank genome assembly.